GCAGUCGAUCUUUACAUUGCAAGUUGUUCCGUAGCAAAAAUAGUGAUGAUAAAAUUAAGAAAACUUUAAAUCAAUUUUAUCAUUUCGAAUGACAAUCAGACAAAAAAUUCGUCCGUUUGGUUGUUAUCGCAGUAAUUAUUUAGUGAAAGUGAUAAAUAAUAGUUAAUGAAUUGUGUUCGUUUGACGGUAGUUCUUGUCUGGAAAAACAAACAGAAGUUUGUCUAUUUUGCGAAAAAGAAAAGAAACGAAACACUUUUUUUUAGUGUCAGCUGAUGAUUCUCGCAUAAAAUGCGUUUUCUGCAAUGACGUGUUGAAAUUACAAUUAUUAUACAAGCAAAUUAUGAUACAUAAAGGAUUAAGUGUGUGGUUUUUUAGGAAAUAACAACGUGAAAUAUUUUGAUUGAAACGGAAACUGUUGUGUUGCUACUGUUGAAUUAUGUUCGAUGGAGAUACUUGAAGGGGAAUUUCAGAAAUAAAAGGUCAUCACUUUCGUCAUUCUGCUGUGAAUCGAAUAAUAAAAAAGAACCGCAAAAAUGGAUUCGUCUGGAGUGAUGAUUGAAGAACAAAAGCUUAUGGCAGAACCGAAAUACCGUGUUUAUAUGUCAAACAUAGAUAAGGCACUUAAGAACUUCGAGUAUUCCAGCGAAUGGGCUGAUUUAAUUUCGGCUCUGGGAAAACUAAAUAAGGCAAUAUCGGGAAAUACACAAUACCACGUUAUACCUAGGCGAAUAAAAAUAUCGAAACGAUUAGCACAAUGCAUGCAUCCCGCUUUACCGUCUGGUGUACACUUAAAGGCACUCGACACAUACGAUGUGAUAUUCAGUAAAACAGGACCAGAACGAUUAGCGACAGAGUUAUUUAUUUACAGUUCUGGUCUCUUCCCGUUACUCGGCUAUGCAGCAAUGAAUGUUCGGCCUUCGCUUUUAAAGAUUUACGAAACAUACUUUGUUCCAUUAGGUGAUAAAUUGCGUCCGGCGCUGAGCGGAUUCUUAAGUGGAGUUAUUCCCGGCUACGAGUCAGGUCUGGAUCAUUUCGAAAGAACCAAUUCGUUGCUCAGUCAGGUUUGUUCUGCCGUAAAUCCUGCCUACUUUUACACAUGCCUUUGGGAGUGCGUGGCUACCAAUGCUUCGAUUCGGUUACCUGCUAUUUCGUAUUUGCUAGAUCAUUUUAACAAACGGGUCGGUAUGCAAGAGCAAAUGAGUAUUAUGGGGCGAAAUCAUGACGUACUUAUGUCUGGUCUUGUGGCCUGUUUGAAUGACCCCGUCAUACUGGUGCAGCGGAACACAUUGGAAUUUCUUCUACUUGGUUUCCCCAUGCACACCAAUCUUCUGACCAAACCUGACCUGAUAAAAUUAGUUACCAAUGGCUUAAACACCAUAUUAAGACGUGAUAUGUCGCUGAACCGACGAUUGUACUCGUGGCUGCUGGGAAGUGAAGUGUCAAACCAACAGAAACGUUUAGCACCCGCAGUGACGACCGAUUCACCAGAAGUAUCGAACAAAUCGUAUUUCGAUCAAUAUUCCAAGGAUGUUUUAAUCGAAGCGAUCAAAUGCACCUUGAAAAUCAGCCUCCAGUACACACCAGUUGACUUGAAGCCAUAUAGAAUAAUGGUGUCAUUGUUGGACAAGGUUGAAAUCGGACCGGUUAUUUUGGAUCAUGUGAUGUGCGACGUUAUUCGAACCAUGUCACUAUCGCACGGCAACAUUGAGGUGACGAAAUCAGCAAAUCUUCUGUUCGCCACAUUUGAUCCAUCCUACAUCUGGAAUUUCAUGACAACAACGUACGAAAAGUCAUGCAAAACCGUUUCCGAAGCAUCAAAUCUGGCUAAGAAUCUAAACGCUUCGAACGCGGCACAAGAAACGCUUUCUAGAGUCGGUUCCGGCGAUCCCAGUCUGUGCGAGGUGUGUCACCUUACCGAAUUUUUGUUGGAAACGAUAUCGCUGGAAAUGUACAAUGAAACGACGCGAGUCUAUCUUCCACGGGUGUUUCUGUCGGUGGUGAAGAUCCUUACCGCAUAUUCAGAUUGUUUGACAUCCGACGAAGUAGCAGCGUCUUUGAAGUUGUGCAUUAAAAUAGUUUCUCGUGUGCAGCCGACAAUAACUAGUCCGACAAAAUUGAAGUUGUCCUCUUCUUCGAAAAGGCCGUGUUCGGAAGACGUAACAAAGACAACCAAUUCUGAAGGACUGACAUCGUUGGAGAAAAGCAAAUCUGAUUCGAAAUUAAAUCAGGCCACUCACGACGACGAACCAAUCCGUAGAUCCAAUUCCAAUCAAAAUAUCAUCAAAAGGAGUCCAAAGAAAACGAAAAAGUCCAAAUCUUAUUCGAAAUUGUUGGAAUUGGAUAAAGAUAUAUCGGAUAGCAUUGAAAAUAUUCCAUCAGCCGGAUCGACACCAGACCUCGAUAGUCGAAAUAAAAAGUCAAAAACCAAACGAUUCUCGCCGAGCAUGAAGCUACGCAAUCUGAAGGGCAAAAGUGCAUCCGAUUUGAAAAUAGAAGAGGACAACUUUGAGUCAUUGGAUUCGGUUCACCAGGACAAGGAUCACGUUGACAAGAAUGCCGACCCGAAUGCUGCCGAGUUUCAAGAGACCAGCAUCCAGGAAUAUUCGAUCAUCGAAAAAUGCAUCAAGCAGUACGAGGCAUUUUUCCAGAUUUAUUUUUCCCGACAAAUCCUGCACAUACAUUCAAAUACCACAACCAAACCGUCCUGUUCGGUGACGAUAAAUUUAACGAACGGUUCUAGUCAAAAUGGUUCGAUAACAUCCAAUGAAGAUAUAAUCGAGGACAAUUGCCAGAGUGAUAAAAUUGAUAAAAUGUUCGACACACUGAAAGUGAACGAUUUGAGCCGAACGACAAUGUUGCACAAUCUGUUGCAUAAGACAAUAUCGAAACCGGCGGCUGCGUCCAGUGACACAAGUGAUUACGACUAUAAAGAAUGUAUGUCGGACAGUGAUAAAUAUGGAAGUGCUGAGAGUGUACAGUCGAGGAAGACCAUCGACGAGAAUACCGAAGCAUCAAUCAAACAGUUAAUGAAUCUACGAUUAGGUCAUUCCUUAAGAAGUGCUGUGAAACUGGCGUCCAGUUUACUGAUGGAGAUGUCUACCUUCCCUAGUUAUAAUCAGAAUUUGGGAAUUGACGAUUCGGUAUUACUGCCACCCGUUUGGUUGAAAGUGUUGGUUUUGAUAGCAUGCUACUGUAAGUCUGACAGAGAACUACAACUGGCAACUGUAUCAACAUUGUUCGAAUUGAUUAGCUUACUGAAGUCACAAUUGGAACAUUCGUCGAGUCCAGGUGUGACCUAUGUGGUGAUGAUACCUUUAUUGAAAUUCGGACACAUCAACUAUCUGGAAUUGAAAACAAGGGUUGUUCAGGUCAUAACAUCAACACUUUGGGACAUCCUUGGGGACCAAACAAUAGAUCCGUAUCAGACCACAUCACUUCUGUAUCAGCUACACAAUUGCUUAUCAAGCGGUAUCGUCGAAACUAUCGUCAGUCAUCGCAUUGGUAACUCGCACGUUGAAUGGUCGGAUGUUGAGUAUGUCGAUUUGAACAGCAGCAGCCCUACCGUAAUUAACCUAGAGCCUCGAAGAGUUGAUCGCAUCUCACGAUAUAAGAUGGAGCGACUGAGUGAUAUGAAAAUAAUGUGUACUCCACCGCCGCAAACCAUAUUCGACUGUAACGAAUCGCUAACCGAAUGUGAAUCCGAUCGAUUCAAGAAAUUCGAACUACUGUGGGAACAUGGACGAGAAACACACAAUGCAAAGGGCUUCGAAGGCAUAUUGUUGAAAGUGUUGGACCAGCUGGCAUUACCAUACCAUUUGUCAAUUCGAACGUUUGUGACGAAAUGGUUACAAGAGUCACUGUUGCAUGGCGAUUUGAGUCGUUUGAUUCGCCCGUUGCUUAAGAUAAUGUUGGGUGCAAGCACCAAACGGAUCAGUGUCGUCCAUGCACAUUUAAUCAAACGUGACACGGACGACAAUGUCAGCGAUUCACUGUAUGAUCGGUCGGAUGAAAUGGAUGGUGAAAACGUAGCUGAUAAGGAUGUGUACGCAAUUAGUUCGGAAGAUGGCAACAUUAAGUAUCACAUCGAGAUGGCUCGUUCGAAAAAGCGUAGCCCAAUCAGAUCGUUGCAGAAGAAAUUCUUUGGCGUCACGAUUGGAAACAAAAACAAAACGUCGAACUACAUCAGCGACAAGUCAUCAUUACCAUCGGAAAGUGCUAGCAACAUCUCGUUGAUCGUUAAUCCCCUUGACAACUCAACCGAUUUUGAUGCUGUGUUCGAAGCUGGUGAUUCAGAGAACUGUUCUCUAACGUGCAGUGGAAGUGCCUCUACUAAAGUCGAAUUGAACAGCAACGAGGCAUGCCAGAAUCAACCACCGGCCCUGAAAGAAGGUUACUAUUCGUCGUGCGAAGAAGAAACGGAUGAAAGUUAUAGUGAGACCGAGUCGGACCGCCAUGAAGAAAGUGUGGAACGAGAUAAUCCCAUUCAAACGUCAUCUGAUAUCAAACGAUUUUCAGGAGACUGCGACCGAGUGGUAGACCAACUUACCGAACAUGAUCGAACGAAGAACAGAAAGACAUACCAGGUAACAAAGAGUGGCUCACGGGUAAUCGAAAAAAUCGAAAUGUCGCUGGCGGAAGUUAGUGAAGGCAUUGACAUAUGUUUGGAAGAAUCAACUCCGGCUGAGGAUUAUUUCAGCCACUCAUCAUCUAGUGCUGGCGGUGUGGAACACUUAGCGAUCGACAUACUUGAUCACGCAACUGAUAAAUGUGAUGACGACGAUUACGUUAGGCAAUCGAAAUCGUUGCCGAACAUCGAGGAAACGAAAUCAAUUUUGCGUGAUUCGUCCAAACGGUACAGUUGCACGUCGAAGACGUCGAGCGAUAGUACACAGAGCCGAGAGAAAAGUCAAAGUGUUGAACCGGAAUCGUUGAGUUUAUGUGAUAGUGAAUUAACAGAAGAGAAAAUGGGACAGCUGGACAGCAUUGAUGGAGCGAGAGAAGAAAAUCGACAGAGUGAAGAAAUCUCUCAGCAGAAACUGAAUUGGCAGAAGGCGGAGGGAACGUUUGAAAUCAGCAAGAAAAAUGUCGAAAUAUUGCGGAAGAAUGCUGAGAUGCAGGGAAAUGUCAAAUUUCUUCCGCGUAAGAUCUCACAAGACCGCAAAAGACAUUUCGAUCGAUUGCAUCCAUUUCAUACGCACAUGCUUUUGUAUUACGGUGUCUAUGACACCAAGCAAGUACUGUAUGCAUUCCAGACGCUACGGAAUGUAAUUGCGAGCGACUGUAGAACGUUUCUGUGUCUGUCGAUAACGUCAUCAAUGUCGAGUAGUCCAAUGAAACAGUUGUUGGUUCGUCAUCGUAAAAGUAUUUUCGGGAAAGGAUUCUCCGGUAGCAUUCUCAACAGCGAAUUCAACAAUGUGUAUCGUGGUUGUAUGUACCUGGAAGUGUUAGUCACAGUUUGCCUCUACUACGCUCGAAGCUUCUUUCAAAAGGAAGCGGCCGACAUCAGUAAAUUGCCCACAUCCGAUGACAUAAAUGGAAAUUGCAAGAUUCAACUAGCCAGCAUUGAACUGCUGACAAUGAUUUGCACUGAACUCAUAUCGAUUGUCAAGGAUAUGGGAAAAGGAUUGGCUUGCUAUAUUUCCGACUUGAUGGGAAAGUGUAAAUUGCAGAAAAUUCUAUUGCACUGCCUCAUCUCAUGCGUGCAUUCAUUUCAUAGUAAAAGUGACCUAACAUUCACAGAGAGCAUACUAUCGUUCAACGAGCAAGGUGAUGAUAAGAUGCAUGUAGAAUCCGUUCAAGUGCAAUUGCUCCGGCUGCUUCUGAGUGUGAUAAAGUUGGAAUUCGAGGUGACCUGUCAAAAGGGCGAGGAGUCCAUCAAGUCUGUGAUGACUCAAGAUGGAAGUUCCAGUUCACCGACUCGUGUGAGUCCCAGCACUCCGACAAAUGUCAAAUAUCUACCUAACUGUCCAAUAAGUCAACAACCUAUGUUCCUGUCGGCCGUACUAAAAGCGUUGCAAUCGGAUCACUUACGUCAUUUGCAUAGAAAUUGGACCGAUGUGAUUACAUCCUCACUUAAUUGCUUCGCCUUUGGCAGCUUAACAAACAUUGUGAUCAGUGUGAUUCAUCAAAUUUGUGCGAAUAUCGACCAAAUUGCCCGCUCACAACAGACUUCUUACAUUCCACCUGAAUAUGCGGUCACACAACUCGAAGCGGUCACAGUUCUUUCACAUUAUUGCCUUUUGGAUAACACUCAACAGACGUCGCUUACACAUCUUUUCAAUCAAACGUACCCGCAGAUAAGCACAUCCGCUCAAAGUUCCAACACUGGACAACUUUUGAAUAACAUCGUGCACGCUAUACUCUCCACACCCCAAUCAAACGAGAUCCAGAGCAGAAACGCUCAAAUUAUGGCCGCAAGGAAUGCCGUUCUUAGUCAUUUACCAGUCAUUGUAGCUAGUGUUGCUCGAUUGUGGGAUACCCAAAUUGGUCAAACGAGGCAAGUGAAGCAACAGCUUUUGGAGUUUUUGAGUCCAAUCUCACUACACCACGGCAUCAAUUUUCUGGCCGCUGUUUCCGUUACAUGGCAAGAAAGGGCAGAUAAUACACGACGAGAUAGCGAUCCCAUUUUGAUGGCAUCUCGACAGAACUCCGGAACUGACAUCACCAACAUGUACUUGCCUCAAGCCUGUGCAAAUCAACUUAGCCUCGUUAAAUUGGUAUCGAAUAUCCGUGUGAUGCCGAUGGAUUCAUUUGUUCAGACACUUCAUAGCGUUGUCAAAUCACCUCCCAACAUCCAUCAUCCACCAAUCGGCCUCAGCAUCGAAGUGAGUGCAUUGGAAUUGUUCUACUUCUAUAUGAAGCAAGCCCCCGGUGCGCAACUUAGUGAUUGUUGGAGCUCAUUGCUGGCACUACUUCGUGAUGGAAUCAGCCUCAUAGCACCAGCACAAUUUGUGAUAUUAGUGAUUUUGAACGAAUUCGUUCAACGGUGUCCGCAGAUGCCCUUCCAAGAUCGUAAAGAUUUGCGAGAUUUGCACGACGUAACAUCACGUUUGGUUGAAGCGUUGUCAAAUGUUGCCGGUGCUAGACUGGAACAAACGACUUGGUUGCGCCGAAAUUUUACCGUCAAAGAAGACAUUCCGCACUCGUUUGUAGACGGAUUUAAAGAGACCACACCCAACGUGGGAAAUCAGCAGUAUUCGGUGCAGGCACAGUCGGUGAUGGCAGCAGUUCUGGCCAAUUUACUGGACGUGGCCUACGGUUCACAGGAAAAAGAUAAAGUGGUGACUAUUGUAACCACUCUGAUGGGCAACAUCACGCCGUAUUUGAAAAACCACACCGUCAGAAAUAUUCCGUCGUUCUACGCAUGCUCUCAAUUGCUUGCUAGUCUCAGCGGUUUUCAGUAUACGCGGAAAGCUUGGCGCAAGGACAUGUUUGAUUUGGUGCUCGAUCCGACAUUUUUCCAAAUGGACGUCUCAUGUUUGCCAUUUUGGAAGUCCAUAUUAGAUAGCUUAAUGACCUAUGACAAUACAACAUUCCGCGAAUUGAUGGGAAGAGUAUCACUAACACAAGCUGGUGGUCUCAACAUAUUCACGUCACGCGAACAGGAAUACGAACAACGGGCAUUGCUGCUGAAACGUUUAGCUUUUGUGAUAUUUUGUAGUGAAUUGGAUCAGUACCACAAAUAUAUGCCCGAAAUUCAAGAACAACUAGCCAACAGUUUAAGACUGCCAUCUGUUGCUCCUGCGGUUCAAGCGUCUGUAUUUUUAUGUUUUCGUGUAUUAUUGCUGAGAAUGUCUCCAGACCAUGUAACAUCUUUGUGGCCGACAAUCAUUGCUGAGAUGGUUCAGGUGUUUUUGGCCAUGGAACAGGAGUUAAAGGCCGACAGUGAGGAAUUAAGAACCCAAACUCAAAGUCAACAAAUUCGCGUACUGGCUGGUAUCGAUGCGCCCUGGGCUAACGGUGUAUUGAAUCAACAUCACCUUCUCAAUUGGCGAUCCGUUCAAUUGGAAACGGCAAAAUUAUUGGAGCUUGGAUGCGUGUUGCCGGCUACAAAUCUGCCACAUUUUCAAAUGUACCGUUGGGCAUUCGUUGGAAGUCAAAAUGAUUGUCCAGUCGGCGAUUCAAUAAAUGGUAUCCAAGAUAUUCAAUUGUCGUCAUCCAUUUUUAUACCGCACGUGCGAAGAAUUUCCUGUUUAAUGGACCUUCGAUUCACCUCUCACUCACCGGCUGCUAACGCAAACAAGGGUCAUUAUCUGACACUGACUUGUCAAAGCAUAAACAAUCUUCAAGAUUUGUACAGCUUCUUUUCAACGUUGGGUGCUAUUUGGCCACCACACAAUUUCGAUACGGCCGAAAAGGAGGUGACAAAUUGUCUAGCCGAAAUUGAACAGGUUCUGGCCAAUGACUUUCUGGAAAAGAUGCCAUCAAACAUAUCAGCAAGAUGAAAAAUAGUCGAUAAUAAACAGUCUCCAUAUUUUGUGUAACUAACGAUUUGUGUUCGGGGUUGUUCAAUGUUUAUUAUCUCGAUCCCGAUUAAUUUGAAUUGUUUCUUCCUGUGUAAGCGUAUUGAUAAUGGACAGUUCAAAUUAAUGUUAAUGCAGAAAAAUUGAAAAAGUAAGAGGCAAAAAAACGAACUUCGUUCAUGAAUAUAUUCAUAAAAAUUGAUUGCGUUGCACUCACAAUUAAUAAAUUUAGUCUGAUUUAAGUUGCAAUUAUUUUACAAGCAGAUGACACUCCUACUGAUAAAGUGAAUUUAAUUUAAAU
Messenger RNA from Bradysia coprophila, 8763 nucleotides. RefSeq names its product protein DOP1 homolog. The record is from RefSeq and is a predicted model, not a curated record. Gene Ontology annotation, cellular component: endosome; trans-Golgi network. Lineage: Eukaryota; Metazoa; Arthropoda; Insecta; Diptera; Sciaridae. Gene Ontology annotation, biological process: Golgi to endosome transport.